Molecule: messenger RNA, 4291 nt
Organism: Mycotypha africana
Lineage: Eukaryota; Fungi; Mucoromycota; Mucoromycetes; Mucorales; Mycotyphaceae
Product: Sec23-binding domain of Sec16-domain-containing protein
Exons: 7
Coding region: 25-4197 (1390 amino acids)
Biological process (GO): autophagy; Golgi organization; COPII vesicle coat assembly
Cellular component (GO): endoplasmic reticulum exit site; ER to Golgi transport vesicle membrane
Source: RefSeq, a predicted model, not a curated record
CAACAACAACCACAACAACAACAAAUGGAUCAACAAUAUCAGCAACAGCAAUAUGACCCUUCUCAAUGGAUACAAUUUGAUCCUAAUGUCCACUAUUUCUAUGACGAACAGGGACAAGUACAAUAUUAUGAUCCGAAUACAAACCAAGUUUAUGAUAUGAGUCAAUAUGGCUACGAUCAGCAAACAGCUUAUCAAUAUGAUCCUCAAUAUUCUGAAUAUUAUGCUCAACAACAACAGACUCCGGUUACGAACGCCUAUACGAACAAUCAGCAGCAAUAUGAUCCCAAUGUCUACGCUAUGACUGAACAACAACAGCAGCAGCAACAAUAUGGCGCUAAUGCUAAUGCUUACAGCUCUAAUGAGCAACAACCGCAUUAUGAUUCGAAAGCAUACCAACCCAAUGAGCAGCAGCCAACUUACGAUUCGAGCGCUUAUGCUGGUCAACAGCAGCAAAGGGAACAGCAAAGGGAACAGCAAACAUCUUACCAAAAUUAUGAACCCAAUGCUUACAUUGGAGGGCAACAGAUCCAAGAGCAAGGACACGACUCUCAAGCAUCGGCUACAGCACCUGGAGAUAAACAAGAUGGUGAAGUUAGCUUUGAAAAUGCAAUAAAAGAAGCUCAACAAACAGGUUUUGAAUUCGGUGCGAACGAGCAACAACAACAACUCUACAGUCAAUUUUCAAAUGACAACGGUGACGGCGAACAAGAAGUCCCUCUUUAUGUUCCCUCUACCAACAAUUAUAUGAACGACUACAACACGGGUUUUACGGAGGAAGAACAGCCUGUAUCCUUAACGGCUGUACCAGCUUUGCCGCCGCCAGCUCAACAGCUACAAAGUCUGCAAGAAGAGUCACUGACCUUGUCUGCUGUACCGGUUCCUCCACCUGCUUCAAACCUGAUACAAGCUCAGCAACAACAGGAGACGCAACAGGAGACAAUACUGACAGAUGUUCAAACAUCCUCUGCACAACCACCGUUGAUUCCUUCUCAACAGCCUAAGGAUCUGCAACAUAAGCAGUUCAAACAACCAGAAAAUCCACCUGUCACUUCACCCACCGCGUCCUCCUACGGAUACACACCUUUGGAACGUAGUUCAACUGUGAAUUCAUCUAAGACUUAUUCUGAAAUGGAUCAACGCCGUUUCAGCUCCCCCUUUUCUGUUGCAGGCGGUGCUUCUUCUGGACCUGCCGGCACAGGUAGCUAUCUAUACCCUAUGGAACGUUCUGCUACUGUUCCACCUCCUAUGAUGGAUCGUAUGUCUUCUCCACGGCCUCAAUUGGUACCUUGUCCUGAUCCUAACUGUGACGGAGAGAAUAAGCCCAAGGCUAAAUUCUGUUGUGAAUGUGGUCGACCGCUAGCUGGAAUUUCUCGAUCCACCACUCCAUCCGUAGCAGUUACUGCUGGAGCUCUUGGUGCUGGUAUUUCAUCAAGCAAUGUAUUUGGUAUGGAACCUAUCAAUCCCAUUUCUCUAGGUCAAAUAGCUGAGCAAGUAAGACGCAGUGCAUUGGACGAUAAGAAGGACAUGUUGAAAGAAAGCCUGGAGAAUUUCUCAAAACAUUCUGUCAUUGUUCACUCUACUGAUCUUGAUGAUGAAGAAAAGCGUAAGAAAGCUUUAGCCUUUAUGAAGGAUCGCAUGGAUAAAUUCGAGGACAAAACAAAAGUUUUGCUGUGGAGCAUUGUCAAAUUGAUGUUGGAGUACUCUGACUGCAGCUUAGGGGAUGGCGGCGCUUUGGAUAAAGCUAUUAUAGCCGAAAUCCUUCCUCAGGUAGACUUGGAACAGGAAACACUAGUUGAGGUUCCUAAAAAUACCGUUGCCUCAGAGCGUCCCUUGGACAUAAUCAAUAAGAACGAAAACGAUGAAGGCACAAAAGCGCUCACCGCUAUUGGAGAAACUGCAGUUGUUUUGAAAGAUGAACCAGAAAUUAAGGAUGCAAUUGCAUCGGAAAAUAUUGAAAAGAAGGAUGAAAAGAAGGAUGAAAAAGCUGACUAUGAAAACGAACCAACAGUGGAUGAUGAUGCAGCCAAGCAAACCGACAGUUUUGAAGAGGUCAAUAUAGCAUCGAAGGAUGUUGCUGAAAUGGAAGCAAAUAACUAUACCUCUCAUGAAGCCUCAAUGAAUUCUGCUGUAAAAAGGAAUGAUAUUGAUGAUUUGGAGAAAUUAUUGCUUCAAGGUGAUCGUGCGGGUGCCUGUUCGUAUGCCUCCAAAAAGAAUUUAUGGGCACAUGCUUUCUCUAUUGCCUCAGGUGAUAGUGGGUUAUUGAAAAGUACAGUCACUCGCUUCAUCCAUCAGGAACUCUAUGCCAACUCUACCGAAUCCGUUCUUUACUCAACUUUUGAACAUAAGCAAUUACGUAUGUUGUAUUCAGUAUUUGCUGGCAACGGUACUGACGCAGUGGCAGACUUUGUUAAACAGAAAGAGGGAGAUACACCCGACUAUUCAGCCGAAAAUCUAAAAGGAUGGAAACGUGCCUUGGUUCUGAUUUUAGCUAAUCGAAGUGACAAUGAUCAAGCAGUCAUUGCUAACCUGGGUGAUAAGCUACAGCAAAUAGGAUCUUGCGAUAAUGAUGCACGCUUAUGUUACUUCUUAUCACCUGACGUGGCAGCAUUACAUAGUGAUAAGAUUGUAGGUGAUAAUUUAUACACCGAUUUGGAUGCGCUGUACCUUGCCGAGUUGUACGAAUUUGCGUCAAAGGCUAAUGUCCAACAGGAUUUCAAGCUGGCUCUUGCAUGGUGGUUAUCCGAAUUUGGUAUGAAGGAUGAAUCUCAAAAAUACUGCAACUCCAUUGUAAAUUACCUUAGCACUUCUGCCGACACGAGCUCUAUGUUGGAAAGAUUAAAACAACUGGGCGAUAUAACACACGUCACCAUUGAUGGCGAGAGUGCUACGGCUUUCUUGAAUAAGGAAACCUUUGAUGCCUUGAUUGAUUCAAUUGAAAGCAAUUAUAACAAUAGUCAGAAGAAUGAUAAUACUUACUUGCCUGGUUACGGAUAUGAGGCGCAAGCGACAGAUUAUGGUCAACCAUAUGGCUACUCUGAACAAGCCGUGGACCAACAAGAUAGCGCCCUUCAACAAAAUACGUACAACUACGGAUACAGUUAUGCAGAUGGUUACACAAUAUCGAACGAUAAUGGCGACAUUCCUGCAGAGGCCGCAACAGGGCCAUCUUCAGCCGCUGCCGGUGCUGUUGCACCUGCGGUGAAAGCAAUCAAAUCGCCUUUCCAAAAUACAACAGAAGCUAAGCCUAUUAAAUCACCUUUACAACAAGCGAAUGUCAAUCCCGUAUCAUCACCAUUUGGUAUGCAGCAGAAUGCUGUUCGCUCACCAUUUGGACAGCAACAGCCAUCGGCGUCACCUUUUCAAUCUUAUCAGCCUGAUGUGCCUGCUGACCAAGGUCAACAAAAUAAUAGUAGUGGAGGAUGGUGGAACUCAGACGCCGGUCAAGAAAACAUUGAAGAUUUACAAGCUGGAAAUAAUACCACUGCAGCAACUACUUCUAUGUACGAACCUAGUAGCACUACAAUGUAUCAGCCUAACGCCUACACACCAUCUGCUACGGCUACGAAUCCCCAGCAAUCUGCAGGAGGAACUAACGCUUUUGAUGAAGAUGAUGACGACUUAGGUUUUGGUAAUAGUAGCACCAAGAAGGCAGCAAAAUUUGCAGCAGAUAGUACAGCUGACAACAGCAAUGAUAAUGAUACCAAUAAGAAGGAAAAUGAUGAAAAGGCUGCUGACAGUAAAAAGGAAAAUGAACGAAAAGAAAAAUCUGGUUGGGGUUUAUUCUCUCUAUUCGGUAGCGGUAAGAAAGAUAAAGAAUCAUCUGAUGAGAAGAAACCUGUCAAGGCCAAUUUAGGUGAACAAAGUACCUUCUAUUAUGAUGAGAAGGAAAAGCGAUGGGUCAAUAAACUUAAUGAUAGUAAGCCUGCUUCUGCUCCUUUGCCACCACCACCCAAGGCUAGUACACCACAACCUACUGUAGCAUCACCUAUGGCACCUCCACCAAGUGCUGCUAAGCCUAACAGCAUGCCACCCUCUCGUAGUCAAUCAGCGUUGAGCGGUCCUCCUGGGUUUGCUGGCGGCUCAUCUGGCGCAGUACCACCUCCUUCAAUUAGCACGCCACCUUCUGGACGAAGAGCAGGAGGAUCUAGAAAACCCAUGCGUUCCCGUUACGUAGACGUACUCAAUAAUUCCACUUAAAAGAAACCAUAUACAUAUACUAACUGCCAUUUUAUGGAUACACAUAAUUUUUGUUUUCUCUUUUUUUUACUUUUUCUUAAAUAACAAUAACAGA